AUGAAUCCCAUCGGCAGCGCAGGCCUCGCCUUGCCAGGCCCGCCUGUUCAAGGGGGCGGAGGCCAUCAGAUGAUGGUCAACACGAGCAACUCCUUCGACUCUUCGGCUGUCGCCCUGUCCGUCUCGCUGGCUGGCAUCAACAGCCUUUGCAACAUUCUCACCGAACUCAAACUCCCGACGCCGGUCGUGGACAAGUCCGCCCACACUCGGACGCUGGUGGCCGGCGGCCUGUGCGCCACCAACCGCCCGCCGGUCCUCAGUGACCUCUCUCUGGUGCCCCAGCUGCAGCAGGCGCUGUACCUGGCAAAGGCCAAGACGAGCGAGAUUUCCUUCAUCAGCAAUCCAGCCGCUUCCAACUACUGUCAGACGCCCAUUGUGUCGCCGUCGAGCGCCGACCCGACCAUUGCCCCCACCCCCGCCCCACAAGCGCCGCCAUCCCGGUUACUCGUCGCGCUCUCUUCUCAGGACACCUUUUUCAACUCGACGUCUCCAUCAUCCAUUUACAGCCCACUGCAGCCUCAACCGCCACCACAACAACAACAACAUCAACAUUCACACACACCACAACAUGCACACACUCCACAACAUCAACACCAACACCAACCCCAACACCAGCCGCUACACAAUGGCACUAGUGCGGGCAACAUUUUGGCAAAUAAUCUCCACGAACUAAAUGCCGAUCUGCAGACCAUUGAACCGUCCAUUGACAGGCACAUGACGGACUUUGAUCCAAACCUCGUCAACGACUUGAUCAACGACGACUGUGACAUGUCGUCUUUGAUUCACAACAACAGCAGCAACAACAACAGCAACAAUCAUGACCUCAGAACAGACCAGUUUGACGCCAACUACUCGUCCCUCGGGGAGCGAGUCAAGAGCCGUCAGCGCGAGGCGGCCGCGAGGGCCAACCUGGCCACGUCCAACAACCUUCAGCAGCCCAAUUCUCACACGCUUCCACAUUUUCAGCAGCCCAAUAGUUUUGUUUCGAACCAGAAGCAGCCCAACAAUGGCAGCAACAAUAGCGACGUUUCCAUAUCAAACCACAAGCAGCCAGUCAGGUCCGAAUCAAUUGCAAGUGACGAGGACCGAGAUUGGCAGCUUCCAAACCAAAACAAGCGGCAAAAGAGCGACAGCUACUCAACAACUCCUUCCACGGUUCGGAGGCAGUCGUCGACGCCGGCCCCGCCAGUGCCCAGGCGCACCUACAACGACGUAAAGCCCCAGCAAAUAAAAUCUGUGAAAUAUUCCUUUGACGCCGACUACAGCGACUCGAUGCUGCUCAACUCGUCGGUCGACAUUGUGGUGAGGUUCGAGCAAAUCAUCGACGAGAUUCUCUCCACUUCGUGCAAUGAUUUUCAAGACUACGACGACGACGACGACACCGACGACGACGCCGACGACGACUACUACAGUGGGCAGCGCCGGUCGUCAAAAAAGAAACGGCGGCACGCCAAGGGCUCCAACCACGUCAACGGCAUGUCCUUUGACGUGAGCAUCAGCCAGGAGCAGCUCAAGGAAAUCAUGGUCCUCUCGGCCAAGCUCAAGCAGAGCAACCGCGCCGCCGAGGUGGAGCGCAAAAAGGUCAUUCUCUUUUUGACGGCCCUCUCGAACCAGCUAAACAUUUGGCUGACGCGCUACAAGAGCAAGGCCGCCUUUCAGGGCCACGAAGAGGACCAGGAAGAGGCCGAGGAGCGCGAGCUCUAUUGGGAGCUGUGCUGCAACGCCUCCCAGUCGGCCCUGCACAUCAUGACCUCCUCUACGCCCAACAACGACAAGGCCAGUCUGAUUAGCCUCGAGGAGCUGAUAGAGGUCAUUGUCGACUUUUUGUCGCACAACCUCAGCUCCACGACGCACGUGUCCAGCUCGGCAGGAGCCAACUCUCGCUCGCCCAAGGCAAAAAGCCACGCCGCCUCGCACUAUGGCGUCUCCAAGCGCCAAGUGACCCGCUGGACGCAGCUGCUGCAGCUCCUCUUUGAAUUCAUCAACCUCCGCAGCAAGGGCUCGCUCACCGACACGCUCAUUCUCUCGCUGACGCGCAUCUCCAUGAGCGCCCUCUUUUUGCUGCAAAACACCUCCGAGAUGCAGUUUGUCUCGAUUGAAAUCAUGUGUCACGUCUUUGAAGAGUACACGUCGCAUCGGCGGUCCAUUCUCGAGGAGCUCAUCAACUCGCUGCAAAAGAUUCCCACCAAAAAGUCGCACCGCAAAGACUCGGUGCUCACCCAGCUGCUGGUCCGCCUGACCAAUGCCUUUUUCCAGCCCGACGCCAUUCUCAAGAGCUCGACCAACACUCUGCAGACGCGCGAGGCCCUCAACGCGGCCAACCUCACCGCCACCCAGGUCAUUUCCAGCUUUCUCAACCCCUUUGUGCGCAAGUGCACCCACAGCACCGGCAGCAGCGAGGUCGACUUUAAGCUCAUCUUUGAGGCGCUACUCAAUGACCUGCUCGAGUCGCUCCACUCGCCCCACUCGACCUCGUGCAUUCUCAUUGUGCAAAUUAUCGCCAAGCUGCUCAUGUCGCACCUCAGUCCGAACCAGCAGAAAAACUCGAGCCUCUCGUCGCGCAACUUUGCCAUCGAGUACCUCUCCAUCAUUUGCUCCAAAUUUGCCCAGUUUAUCGCCGACAAGGAGGACACGGCCAAGGAGCUGGCCAAGACGCUGAGCACCAUUGAAGAGAGCGAAAAGGCCGCCACGGUGACGCCCUCGAAAAGGAGCAAAAAGGACAAGAAAAAGGACAAGGAAAAGGUCAAGGUCAAAGAGGAGGAGGAGGAACAAGAAACCAAAGACAGUCCACAGGUGAUUGUCGACAAAGUGUGGAACAUGCUCGUCGACUAUUUCAAUGCGGAAAAGCUGCACCGGGAAAAGCUCGUCCUCACCUCGGUCUGGCUCAAGGACCCCUUUUUCGGCGACGAGCAGCGCGAGGCCAAGCUGUUGCAGCGUCUGGCCAAGUCGACGAGCGAAGACGUUUCCGUCAUUGACAUUAGCACGGCGGCGCUCUGCAUCCAGUACAUGGAGUUUGUGCAGCUGAGCACCAACCUGCGCGUUUUCGAGUACGCCAUCAAAAUGGUCACCGCCUCGCUCUCCAACACGACCAACACGACGCAGCGCUCCAAGGCCAUGAAGUGCCUCUCCAACAUUCUCAACUCGAGCGGCGUGGAGCGGGCCAACCAGCUGCUGGCGCGCAGCGACCUGCAGGGCGCCAUGCAGUCGGCCCUCCUCGACCCGUCCACCUCGGUGCGCGAGGCCACCGUCGACCUGAUUGGGCGCUUUGUCCUCCAGUCCAAGGACCAGGCGCUGUGCCAGCGCUACUGCAACCUCAUUGGCGAGCGCAUCCUCGACACGGGCAUUUCGGUGCGCAAGCGCGUCAUCAAGAUUCUGCGCGACUUUUGCAUCGAGUUUCCCGAGUUUGAAAAGUGCGGCGAAAUUGCCGCCAAAAUUGUGCGCCGCAUCAACGACGACGGCGAGGGCAUUCGCCGGCUGGUGGUCGACACGUGUCGCGACCUCUGGUUCUCCACCACCAGCGCGCCGUCCAAGUUUAAAGUCUACUCGCUGCUGCACGUCAUUGCCACCAUGUUCAACGAGCAGAGCAACGUCGAGUCGAUGCAGUCGCUCUUUGACCAGCUCAUCAAGCCCGACACGAUGCCCAUUGCCCAGGACAUUUGCGACUGCAUCAUGACCGACAUUCUCAUCGACGAUCUCCCGCAAAUGCCCAAGAGCACGCAGCUCAGUGCCAUCCAGUGCGUCGCCAUGAUGUCGCAGUGCUGUCCCCAGCUCAUGGUCAAGCACUGCGACACGCUGCAGUCCUUUCUCUCGCUCAGCUGCGAGACCAUCAUGGAGAUUACCGUGCGCACCAAGGUCAUUCAGACGCUGGAGCGCAUCCUCCCCCACAUUACCAACCCCUCGCCGCACCUGCUGACGCGCAUCGAAGAGGACCUGACGAAAAACAUUUUGCAGUCGGCGGCCAACAUUAUCCAGUGCUCGGUCAAGUGCCUCUCGAUUCUCAUCAAGAACCACACGAAAAACACCAAGCUGGCGGUGGACCUCUUUGUCAAGCACCAGCAGAUUCUCUACCAGUACAAGACGCUGCUGUACGAGGGCCAAAAGGAGGAGGCGGUCAAGCCCAAGCUGCUGCGCGCCAUCUUUACCUGUGGCCUCUUUGCCAAGUACUUUAGCAACGACAUUUUCGAGCACAAGGUCCAGGUGCGUGAUACCUUUAUCGAGCUGAUUCUCUCGCCCUACAAUGUCGACAUCAAGUGCAAGUCGAUUGUGGCGCUGGGCUUUCUCAUCGAGAGCGAGCCGAAAAUUUGCCUCCUGCCCAAGGUGGUCGACAUUUACACGAGCAUCCUCCAGAACCGCUUUGCCUCGGACGGCAACCCGGUGGUGAAAAAGAAGCAAGACGAAAUGUUUUGCAUCCAGGUGCUCAACAACUUUCGCAACUACCUCUCCGAGUCGAUCGAGUCGGACGAGAAUGCCGUCAAGACCAUCGAGUGGUCGCGCGAGUCGCUCAAGUCGAUGCAGUCGCUCGAGGACGACUCGUGCUCUGCCUCGCAAAUCAUCCAGACGUACCUCUCCUCGGUGCUCAUCAACGCACUCAACCCCAACCUGGCGAUUCGCCGCGUCGCCUGCAAUGUCAUUCACGUCAUUCACUCGGGCGGGCACGUCCACCCGCUGCAGCUAGUGUCGCACCUGGUCGCCAUGACCUCCGACGACGACCAGCAGAUUCGCAUGCGCGCCGACCACGUGCUGCACGAGAUUGAGCGCAAGUACCACGGCUUUGUGGGCAUGAAGGCCAAGGAGGCCAUCUACCUGUCGGCCAUCUUUUGCAAGCGACUCGCCAUUCCCGGCUACCGCAUCUACCUGGAAAAGAAUGCGGCGGCCAGCGGCGAGGACGGCAGCAGCACCGGGGCGCCCGUCGUCACCAAAGAGAUUUGCGCCCGCCUCACCACCCUCUACAAGGUCAUUUGCAACAACCGCCAGUCGAGACGGGCCUUUGUCACCUCGCUGCUGCGCAACCUCGACAUUACCGACUUUAAGCAGCCGCCCACCAACCAGGGCGGUGCCGACUUUGCCAGCAAUAGCAGCAGCACCGUCGCCGAGACGCGCGAAAUGAUUGAGCUAGAGUUUGUCGUGGAAAACAUUCUCUUUUUCCCCUACACCGUCUACGACGAGGUGCUGUACAUUCUCACGCAGCUAGAGUGCACCAGCUCCCUCAAUGCCACGCACAUUACGCAGUUUUUCAAAGACAUUUUCAUCAUUGAAAAGCUGGCAGCUGAUCCGAGCCAAAACAACCACCACCACCAGCAGCAGUACCAAAUGGACGAGCACGGCAACUACAUUGCCGAUUCCUCCAACCUGCCAUACAGCCAAAAUGUGGUCCAGGACCAGCUGGAGGAGAUUGACUUUGACAACGAAGAGCACCGCAAAAAGUACGACAUUCGCGUCAACUUUGAGCUGCUGCUGACCGACAGCAACAAUGAGCGACUAAACAAUCUGGUCCGCUCACUGCGAGCCAUCUACCUGUCGACGCUGUUGCGCACCCUGCUCAAGGACUUUUACCUGCUCAAGGACGACAAGAUUAAAGACUACAGUACCAGCGACGCAAAGACGUGGGAAAAGCCAGUCCAUCGGCGCCAGAUUGACAGCACCUCGCUCAAAGAGCUGCUCGUUUCGACCAAGCCAUGCUUGGCUUUUCCUGAAAACCUACUUCUUAGCGAAGACUUGAGCGUUUUGCAAAAGCAGCUUAUAGACGAGUGGAAGCGCUUCAAGUACGUCGCCAUGAACAAUAGCGACCCCCGAGUUGCGGUGCCCAAUUCUCGUGGUGCCCAGCACAAAGAUGUCGACGCUUGA
Rhagoletis zephyria (snowberry fruit fly) is the source of this 5844-nucleotide messenger RNA. The record is from RefSeq and is a predicted model, not a curated record. NCBI's taxonomy places the organism in Eukaryota, Metazoa, Arthropoda, Insecta, Diptera, Tephritidae.